This is a messenger RNA of Linum tenue, 477 nucleotides long. The record is from the annotation of a GenBank genome assembly. Lineage: Eukaryota; Viridiplantae; Streptophyta; Magnoliopsida; Malpighiales; Linaceae.
AUGGGAGUUAUUGCCAAAGAAGUGAAAGCAAUGUCUCAAAACGAGAUUUUGGAGUUUGAGAAAGUUGGUGAACUUACCAUAAAGAUGCACUGCCUAAAGCUAACUGACAUCAAGGUUCGUCGGGAAUUCAAACGUCCUGAUGCCUUGACCGAGAAGGAAAUGGAUGCUGCUGGAGAUGGUGAUGUACUAGUUGUUUUGGAUUUACGGCCAGAUGAGUCCUUGUUUGAGGCUGGCUUUGCUCGCGAGGUGGUCAACAGAAUCCAAAAACUAAGGAAAAAGCUUGCGCUUGAUCCUACUGAUGCUGUGGAUGUUUACAUUGAAUCCUUGAAGGAGAACUCAACCCUGCAGCGAGUUCUCGAUUCACAGAUAAGGGUAGAUUCCAUUGAGAAUCUGCCUCCUGUGGAGCUAGAGUUGGGAAGGCACUUUCACUUGAACGUAGGAGAUCACUUCGUGGCUACAAGAAUGCAACUUGGCUGA